GACCCCGGGGUUUUAUUCGUGAUAUUCACAUCGUGAAGUCUUCUUAGAAGUCGUCCGGUUUUUUACCGCAGCAUUAAAUCCGUUAUUUUCAGGCUGAAAAUGUGCUGAAAGUUUUCAGAGGUCGGUGGGAAGUGGACCGCUGUCACUUUUGAUUCAUGGACUCAACUCGGACUUUAGCGGAAAAGCAUUUCUGUCAACAGGCUGGCAAGAGGCUGAAUUAAUUCACUCACUAUCAAGAUAUGAAUUUGUCUUUGGACGGUAUGGACAUCCUGAAGAUUUUGUUGUUCAUCUCUGAGGCUGUUUUACUGACCGACUGCAUACGAGGACCUCCACGGGUAUCUGAGAAAGUUGUCCACAGACAGACGGCUCGACUGGGAAAUGCCAUCAAGUUACCGUGUCCGGUGGAUGGAGACCCACCACCCCUCACCAGGUGGACCAAAGAUGGACGCACCAUCCACAGCGGCUUCAUUCGCUUCCGUAAGCUCCGCAUGGGCCUGAAAAUUAAAGAGGUGGAGACGGAUGAUGCCGGAACCUACAACUGCCAAGCAACUAACGGCUUUGGAAGUGUUAACGUCAACUACACCCUCAUCGUUAUCGAUGACUCAAGUUCUGUUAAACCUGGACCAGCUAACGGAGCAGAGUCUGAGCCGGCCAGUGAGAAACUUGAGCGUCCUCAGUUCACGCAGCCUGAAAAGAUGAGAAAGAGGGUGAUCGCCUGUCCCGUCGGCAGCACAGUGCGCCUCAAGUGUGCAGCUAACGGAACCCCUCGACCCGACAUCGUGUGGCUGAAGGACGAGAGGCCGCUGACGGAGCAGGAGGUCGGCRAGGGCCGUAAAAAACGCUGGACUCUGACUCUGAAGAACGUGUUGCCAGAACACAGCGGAAAAUACACCUGCAAGGUGUCCAACCGAGCGGGAGAGAUCCACGCCUCGUAUAAAGUCGAAGUCAUCCAGAGGACGAACUCCAAGCCGGUUCUGACGGGCACGCACCCGCUCAACACCACGGUGGACUACGGAGGCUCCACGUCCUUCCAGUGCAAAGUGCGCAGCGACGUUAAGCCCGUCAUUCAGUGGCUCAAACGCGUAGAGCCCCACGAGGAGAGCCGCUACAACUCCACCAUCGAGGUGGGAGACCACAGGUUUGUGGUGCUGCCCACGGGGGAGGUGUGGUCGAGGCCCGACGGCUCCUACCUCAACAAGCUGCUCAUUACUCGCGCCAAGGAGGAGGAUGCUGGCAUGUACAUCUGCUUGGGUGCCAACACCAUGGGCUACAGCUUCCGCAGUGCCUUCCUCACUGUACAGCCAGACACAAAGCCUCCCAUCACCUCCUCGUACCCGACAGCCACCAGCUCCCUCCCCUGGCCCGUCAUCAUCGGCGUCCCCGCUGGAAUCGUCUUCAUCUUCGCCACCGUGCUGCUGUGGUUCUGCCAGAGCAGGAAGCACUGCCCRCCUCCCGGCGCUCCGACUGCACAGGCGCCGCAGAGCUCCCACCGCCACCGAGAGCGGGACAGGGCCUGCGCCGUCCCGUCGGCCGACUCGUCCAGCCCAGAAAAAGACCGCGUGAGUUCCUUGAACUACGAGGAGUACCUGGCCCAGCAGCAGCAGCUCCUCUUCAGCCAGGGAGGACCAACAGCUCCGCCUAAACUCUACCCUAAAAUCUACACCGACAUUCACACGCACACUCACUCGCACGUGGACGGGAAAGUGCACCAGCACCAACACAUUCAUUUUCAGUGUUAGCCUCGGUGCCAAACGAUGGAUGUUUGAGCUGUGGACUGAGUGACGCUCAUGGGUUCAUCGCUCAACAGAAACUGUUACUGGAAAACUGUGGAACAGACAGAGGCCAGUGUGUCAUUAUUUGGUGCUUCAUUAAACCCUCUUGCCACUAAACAUCUAUCCUUGUUGUGCACUUAAUACAAAAAGGAUGUUUUUUUCAGAUGGCGAGUGAAACAUGAGCUGAGGUGUUUUUGCAUUUUCUUAAACAGAUGUUUAGCUCAGUGUAGCAGAAGGAAACGGUACUCAAGAUUCACAAAAGGGCUGUUUUUUGUUGGUUUUUUUGCUCCUACUCAGGUCUUUGUGUUUGUUAAUAAAUGCUGACCACUAUGUUACAUUUCUCCAUCCCACACUUAUGUUUCUCAUUAAAGGUGAUGUAAAACGAACUAGUAACUUUUUUACGGCAUGCAAACCUUGCCAAAGACUGCAAGGGAUGGAAGAAUUUUCCUUUUCCAUGUUAACUGUAUUUUUCUUUUUUUAAUUUCUCACAAGUCAGUAGUGUUUCAAGAUAAACCAGCAGAUUUGUUUUGACCAACCAUAGUUUAUGAAGCUGUAGUCAGAAUAUUUAAUUUAUUUUCCUAUUAAAAAAUGUAAAGGUUUAUUUUUCAGAGUACAACAUUUUACAUAUCUAGGUAAUGUUAUUGAAAUAUAUUGGUAUUGUACAUUUUGUUCAUUUUUUCUGCGUUUACUUUCUGCCAGUAUGUAGGUAUUUCUGUUAUUUGUUAUAUUUGACAAUCUUGAUGUAAUCGGUUUAAAAUAAUUGAAGUUUAAUGUUUGAUUAAAUGACCUGAAAUAAGAGAAA
This is a messenger RNA of Austrofundulus limnaeus, 2574 nucleotides long. Its product is annotated as fibroblast growth factor receptor-like 1. Gene Ontology annotation, molecular function: fibroblast growth factor binding; fibroblast growth factor receptor activity. The record is from RefSeq and is a predicted model, not a curated record. Gene Ontology annotation, cellular component: plasma membrane. The transcript is spliced from 7 exons. NCBI's taxonomy places the organism in Eukaryota, Metazoa, Chordata, Actinopteri, Cyprinodontiformes, Rivulidae. The coding region runs from base 240 to 1739 and encodes 499 amino acids.